Messenger RNA from Trifolium pratense (red clover), 1554 nucleotides. RefSeq names its product ornithine carbamoyltransferase, chloroplastic-like. Gene Ontology annotation, biological process: L-citrulline biosynthetic process. Gene Ontology annotation, cellular component: intracellular membrane-bounded organelle. The record is from RefSeq and is a predicted model, not a curated record. The coding region runs from base 1 to 1140 and encodes 379 amino acids. NCBI's taxonomy places the organism in Eukaryota, Viridiplantae, Streptophyta, Magnoliopsida, Fabales, Fabaceae. Gene Ontology annotation, molecular function: amino acid binding; ornithine carbamoyltransferase activity. The transcript is spliced from 5 exons.
AUGGCAACACUUUCUUGCAACGUUUCAGUGCGAUCAGAGAGAUCAAGCUUCCUCCCACCAUUUUUUCCAUCUUCUUCUUCUUCUUCUUCUUCUUCUUCUUCUUUAUCUCAAAUUUUCUGCCAUCGUGCUUAUUUCCCUCACACUUCAAAAGCUUCAUAUUUUCCCCUCAAAAUAUCGUGCCGUGCCACUUCCAUUGAAUCAGCUUCUGUUGUGGAAAAAACCAAGGUGAAGGAUUUUCUUCAUAUAAAUGAUUUUGACAGGGACACUAUAAAGAAGAUCUUGAAUAGAGCCAUUGAGGUGAAAGAAUUAAUAAAAUCAGGGGACAAGACAUUUCAACCAUUUAAAGGGAAAACAUUGGCAAUGGUAUUUGCAAAGCCAUCAUUGAGAACACAUGUAUCAUUUGAGACUGGCUUUUCAUUGUUGGGUGGACAUGCUGUUUAUUUAGCACCUGAGGAUAUCCAAAUGGGAUCGAGGGAGGAGACUCGCGAUGUUGCUCGCAUCUUGUCUCGUUUUACUGACAUUGUUAUGGCUCGUGUUUUUACUCAUGAGGACAUACUUACUCUUUCAAAGUAUGCAACUGUACCAGUCGUCAAUGGACUGACAGAUUACAAUCACCCCUGCCAGAUAAUGGCUGAUGCCAUUACUGUAAUUGAGCAUCUUAGUCGGAUUGAAGGCACCAAGAUUGCGUAUGUUGGAGAUGGAAACAAUGUUGUCCAUUCAUGGCUGGAGCUGGCAAGCUUAUUUCCUAUUCACUUCACCUGUGCAACUCCAAAGGGCUUUGAACCAGAUGCAAAAACAGUUGAGAAGGCGUGCCAAGCUGGAAUCAGCAAGAUUGUGAUAACUAAUGAUCCCAAAGAGGCAGUCAAAGGAGCUGAUAUUGUUUAUACAGAUGUCUGGGCAAGUAUGGGGCAAAAGGAAGAGGCUCAAAAGCGUCGUUUGAUGUUCAAAGGAUUUCAGGUGGACCAGAGUCUCAUGGAUUUAGCUGGCUCAAAUGCAUUAUUCAUGCAUUGCUUGCCAGCAGAAAAAGGAGUGGAGGUGACCGAGGAAGUUAUUGAAGGUCCAAAGUCAAUUAUAUUCGCGCAAGCUGAAAAUCGAUUACAUGCACAGAAUGCUAUAAUGCUUCAUGUGCUUGGCGAGUAACUAGUAAGCAUGGUGAGAGAUAAUCAUCUUGCCCGAAUAAAAUAAAACUGGUUUUACGUCCAGAGUUGGCACUUUGAGAUGAUGAGUCUAUAUAGCAUCCAAUGAAGAAAUGUCAAGUUGUAUGUAAUUGCAAGUUUAGUUUCGGUUCUCUGUUAUCUAUAUGUUUCCUCUGUGGGUACUAUUAUCAUUGUUAUCAAUUGGAAUCGUCUGUCAAACAUGUUAUUUAUGGGAUCAUGUAUUUGACUUGUAUUGUAUCAUUUAGAGUUCUAAAAAAAAGCUGUGAAUUGGACCAAUCAAGCAGACAUACCUAAGAAGAAAUUGACUAAGUUGCCUCUAUAUAUUACUACUUUUUACACUAUUCACAUCUCUAUCUUUUCAGCCUAGAGGAUGUUAAGUUACUUUGUCAGUUAGCUA